Molecule: messenger RNA, 1326 nt
Organism: Fragaria vesca subsp. vesca
Lineage: Eukaryota; Viridiplantae; Streptophyta; Magnoliopsida; Rosales; Rosaceae
Product: sedoheptulose-1,7-bisphosphatase, chloroplastic-like
Exons: 8
Coding region: 1-1182 (393 amino acids)
Biological process (GO): gluconeogenesis; fructose 1,6-bisphosphate metabolic process; fructose metabolic process
Cellular component (GO): cytoplasm
Molecular function (GO): fructose 1,6-bisphosphate 1-phosphatase activity
Source: RefSeq, a predicted model, not a curated record
AUGGAGACCAGUGUUGCAUGCUAUGCCAGAGGAGCUUUCCCGCGUAAUGUUUCAUCAUCUCAGCAUUCGACCUCGUUGAUGUCUCCAGCUUCCAUCUCUCCUUCUUUCAAUGCUAAGGUUUUGAGAACAAGCUCCCUAUUUGGGGAAUCAUUGCGUCUGGUUCCGAAAUCAUCCCUUAGAGCUUUGAAGACAAAGAACAGUUCUGUUGCACCAAAAUGCGCAAUCGGGGAUAGCUUGGAAGAGUUUCUAACAAAGGCAACCCCGGAUAAGUCACUGAUUUCAUUGUUGUUGGCAAUGGGAGAAGCAAUAAGAACGAUUGGAUACAAAGUGAGGACAGCUUCUUGUGGUGGAACUGCAUGUGUCAAUAGCUUUGGAGAUGAGCAGCUUGCUGUUGAUAUGCUUGCUGAUAAGCUUCUAUUCGAGGCCUUAACUUACUCACACGUCUGCAAAUAUGCUUGUUCCGAAGAAGUUCCUGAGCUCCAAGACAUGGGAGGUCCAGUUGAAGGUGGAUUCAGUGUUGCCUUUGAUCCGCUUGAUGGAUCGAGUAUUGUGGACACAAACUUCACAGUGGGGACUAUCUUUGGGGUGUGGCCGGGAGAUAAGUUAACUGGGGUUACCGGAGCUGACCAAGUAGCUGCAGCCAUGGGGAUUUACGGACCUCGAACAACUUAUGUUCUUGCUAUUAAAGGCUUCCCCGGCACCCACGAGUUCCUUCUUCUUGAUGAAGGAAAGUGGCAACAUGUCAAGGAGACAACAGAAAUUGGUGAAGGAAAGAUGUUCUCCCCUGGAAAUUUGAGAGCCACAUUUGACAACCCUGACUACGGCAAGCUAAUUGACUACUACGUGAAAGAGAAGUACACACUGAGAUACACCGGAGGAAUGGUUCCCGACGUUAACCAGAUUAUUGUAAAGGAGAAGGGUGUCUUCACAAAUGUGAUAUCCCCAACAACCAAGGCAAAACUGAGACUGUUAUUUGAGGUGGCUCCAUUAGGACUGUUGAUUGAGAAUGCCGGAGGUUACAGUAGUGAUGGGCACAAGUCUGUGCUGGACAAGGUCAUCGUCAAUCUUGAUGACCGGACCCAAGUCGCUUACGGAUCCAAGAACGAGAUUAUCCGAUUCGAAGAAACUCUAUAUGGAUCAUCCAGGCUCAAGGAAGCAGUGCCUGUUGGAGCUGCUGCUUAAACCAUAUGUAGUCACAGCAUUUGCUGUUUUUGCUAGCUUAAUGUAUUGGCUAAUGCAUUACUUCUUCUCUUCGUUUUUCUUUCUUCUGGGAAAUAAAACUAAUAUAGCUACAUAUAUAUCUCAAAAUUAUAGUGAACUUGGAGA